CAGGAAUGGAGCCAGCGUCCCGCCAGCCCACGCCGAGAAGCAGCCAUGGCCAGCCACGAUGGCUCAGGCCCGCACGCCGCCAAAUUCUACGUGCCGCGGCUGCUCUCGACUAGCGGCGAGCCCUCAUCCUCGCACGUCCUCAGCGAGUGCGCCAUCCGGCAGCUCGCGCCACAGGUGCCUCGCCGGUACGCGCUCUCUGACUGGAGACUGCUCUACUCGACGCACGUGCACGGCAUCUCAAUCAACACUCUCUACCUCCGCGCCUCGGGUUGCGGCGGAUGCCUCCUCGCGCUGAGGUCCUCCGACGGAGCCACCUUUGGAGGCUUCAUCUCCGAGUGCCAGCCGCCGAGUGCACCGGGACCGGACGGGCGCCACUUUUACGGCAACGGCGAGUCCUUCCUCUGGCGGGUCGAGCCGCUCACAGACCUGCCUCCGCUGCCGCGCCCCUCCAUGGGAGAACCGCCCACCUGCCUGCUCGAGACGUUUGGCUGGACGGGCGCCAACACGUACUUUGCCCUCUCUCACCGAGAGCACCUCGCCCUCGGGUCCGGAGGGCACUUUGGCCUGUGGAUCGACGCCGACCUGAGGGGCAACCCCUCCCUCUGCGCGCCGCCGCCCGAGCUGUACCACCACUCGGAGAGGAACACCGGCUCGUCUGUCUCGGAGGUGCCGGCCGGCGGAGGCGACGGGGGCGGCGGAGGCGGCUGUCGCGGGGGCGGCGGCGGCGCGGGGGGCGGCGGCGGCGCGGAGGCGGCGGCGCUCAGCAGAAGUCGGAGAGAGUCGUCUUCGAGCGGCGAGUUUGUGUGCGACGUGCUCGAGGUGUGGGGCGUGGACGGGCACGCCAUCAAGCGGAGAAACGCGGAGUUGCUCCGGAGGGGCGUCGCGCCGUGACGCUCGCAGGGGAGCAAGUUUUGAGGGAUCGUCGUGGAUAUGUGUGUGUGCCGGCACAGCGAUCUCUGAUCGAGACUGUGAGUGAAGUUUACUCUACCCGAAGGAUCACAGGCUGCGCGUCUCCUUCGUCUUCACACUCCCACCGCCCUCGAGGAGGGAGUUUCUUUUACGUUUUGG
Molecule: messenger RNA, 1068 nt
Organism: Emiliania huxleyi CCMP1516
Lineage: Eukaryota; Haptophyta; Isochrysidales; Noelaerhabdaceae
Exons: 5
Coding region: 46-891 (281 amino acids)
Biological process (GO): response to oxidative stress
Cellular component (GO): nucleus
Source: RefSeq, a predicted model, not a curated record